GGUUCUAGCAAUCUUUUCUAUUAUUUCUGUACUGGCGAUUGUCCACGCUCAGCUAGGCGAAAAUGCCACUUCUAUUGAAUCCAACUCAACAUCUUUAACACAGAUGUUGGAGCAAAUGUUCUGGAACUUCUUUCUAGAAAGCCAGCAACCAUUCCAAGAAGAAGGCCAACAACCACCACCUGGGCGAGAGGAUCACGAACAGGGACCACCCGGUCGACAAGAAGAUGAAAGGCCAGGGGACAGGGAAGAUGGUCCACCACCACCAAGACGGGAUGGGGAAGAUGGUCCGCCACCACCAAGACGGGAUAGAGAAGAUGGUCCACCAAGACGGGAUAGAGAAGAUGGUCCCCCAAGACGGGAUAGAGAAGAUGGUCCACCAACACAGAAUAGAGAAGAUGGUCCACCACCACCAAGACACGAUAGGGGCGAUGGUCGAAGAUCACAAAGAGAAAAUGAUGGUGAAGGCAGACGACAUUAGAGAUGCCAGUGAAGACAAAUUAAAUAUAGAGAGACUGUUAAUUAUCACGCAAUUCUCGAGUUACUAAAGAAAUAAUAAAAAGAAUGAGUUCAUGUU
Molecule: messenger RNA, 574 nt
Organism: Patella vulgata (common limpet)
Lineage: Eukaryota; Metazoa; Mollusca; Gastropoda; Patellidae
Product: acidic proline-rich protein HP43A-like
Exons: 2
Coding region: 104-478 (124 amino acids)
Source: RefSeq, a predicted model, not a curated record